Penicillium digitatum Pd1 is the source of this 2229-nucleotide messenger RNA. RefSeq names its product RMD1 family protein. The record is from RefSeq and is a predicted model, not a curated record. NCBI's taxonomy places the organism in Eukaryota, Fungi, Ascomycota, Eurotiomycetes, Eurotiales, Aspergillaceae.
AUGACUCCCCCGGCUCGAGGACGGGGGACUAGCCAACGCAGCCCAACCGUCUUGGUCACAGAUUCCAGAGAUCAACAACAGCCUCAAAUACCGCGUCGGCGCCGCUCUCCUGCAACCAGAUUCAUCACCGUCGACAACGUCCUCCAGUACGCGUCCGACGUUCCUUCAAUGCAGCAGCGCGGCCCACCACCAAUCUCCCGGUCGCGCCGUCUUGCUUCCGCAGCAGGAGGCUUAAUUACAAGUGCAGGCAGUAGCAGUUCAAGCGCAGUAGCAGGAUCGGGCGGCACGAUGAGCCGCCUUGCCGCACAACCGCGACUCCCUCCACGAACAACGAAAGUCAGCGAGAAGCUGGUUCUUCUGCCUGACACUGGCGAGCUGGAGGAUGGCGAAACCGAGGAAGAUGACGAUGAUUCCGAUGGUGCGGACCUCGUGGACGAGGAGCUUGUCGCACGUCUAGCCAAAGAAAAAAAUGUCGACCCGGAAAGGAUCAGACACCAGUUACUUGUGUCGAAGCGACUUGGAGGCGAUUUCGGCGUCGAUAAUGACCUUUCCCCCUUGCUGGCCGAAGAAGAAGUCUCGAAGAAACGUCGUGUUGCACCUGAACGCGCGAAGAGUUAUGCGGAGCGGUUGCCGAAGGCGCGGCGGACGGAGAAGCUUGCGCGUGUUACGGCGUACUGUACAGCUCAAGCGUAUAAGAUGGGGUCGCUUGCUACCUUUGUUAAGGAGCAGCAUGGUGGGCGGACGAAGCUUUAUGAUGAUUGUCUCUACACCGCGUAUCAUCUCCCUCUUUUGCCGGGCCAUGAGGGGUAUCGUCUGCGAAGUAGCCCCGUGUUGAAAUACCCGGGUGGCAAGUCGCUGUUGGAUGAAGAGAUUGAACGGAAUGAACUUCGUGAUUAUCAUGAUGAAUAUAUGCUUGAGACGGAGGAGCAUUCCGUUGGUGGACACAACCGUCCAGAGGAUGAGCACCAUUAUGAAGGCUCGCCGCGACAGCCUGAGGGUCAUGAUCCCCAGGAGGAAAAUCGCGAAGAAUUCCUGAAUCGAAUUUCCGAGGAAGUUCAUGGUCAUCUCCCCGAUGACCAUGGCCAUGAGCACGCCGCCAGCUCCGGCGAAAGUGUCGAUGGGUUGCACCAUAUCCCGCCACUCCCGCAACCAGACAGCAAUGAGGGAACUCGGCAAUCUUCGCCUGAACCUGCACUCCGUCGCCGAAGACACAGCACGGACGACAGCCACGCUUUGAUUCGAGACCGUCCCUCCCCACCGGUCCCCACACCCUCCUCGUCCUCAACACAGCAAGCCCCAGCUCGGACGUUAUACAAUGUCGCUGAAAUGUUCGUUUUCAGUUACGGUGUCGUCGUCUUUUGGAACUUUACCGAGCGACAGGAGAAAGACCUUCUGGCAGAUCUGGCAUUUGCUACAUCAUCUGCAACUGGCAUCCCUACUCCUCUGGCGACAAUGCCUCUUGACGAGGAAGACUUUGAAACAGAAGAGUUCCAUUUCGAGUAUUCGACCGAGAUCUCGCGCCCGCGAGUCUAUAACGACAUGAUCACUCUUCGCAGUGGCGACCACAUGAUCAAGCUCGCUAUUAGCCAUGGUAUUUCACAGAGCACUAAACUUUGCUUCUUCGAGGAAGUUAUGGCCCGACAGAUGGCGGACGCCAAAGACGUUCCCAGACGUCUUGCUGUUACGGGUCAACUGGGCAUGAAACGUGAAGAGGUCUUCCGGAUUUUAGGUAGAUUGUUUAAGAGUCGUGUUGAGGUCAACCUCUCAUCCAACAUGCUCGAUGUGCCGAACUUCUUCUGGGAGAGCGAACCAACCCUUUACCCGCUCUACAUCGCCGUGCGCGAGUAUCUGGAGAUCAAGCCACGAAUUCAGGUUCUCAAUGAGAGAUGUCGGGUAUUCCUCGAUCUCGCAGAGAUCUUAUCCGACUCGAUUGCCGACAGCCGCACUUCCCACCAAACCUGGAUCAUCAUUGUCCUCAUCAUCAUUUCAAUCAUCGUUACAAUCUCCGAAGUUUUCCUCCGCUUCGGCCUUCUCCAUGCAAGCCAGGGCUCCGCUGGUACACCUGCCAGCAUCUUAGCUCGUGUCAUGGGUCGAUCUGUUACCCCUUCUCCACCCCCCGAGUGGUACCCAUACUCUGGCGCUGAUGCGCCACCGGGCUGCAUCUGUCCCUCUCUUGGUCCUGCCGGCGCCGGCUCGGGUAUGGGCGUCAGCGGAAUGAUGGGAUACUGA